AUGUCCUUCUUCGUUUACUUUCAAUAUUGUUUCAAUAUAUUACUAAUUUUCAAUGUACAAUCUCGCUUUGCAUAUUCAUGUUAUGAUUGUCCUAUGAUGGAAUUUAAUUACUCUCUAACAAUCGAUACUUUUCCUUCGCCUACUAAAAAUGCUUGUCGAAUAAUUACUGCCCAAACAGGAUGUUUUGUACGUGUUAAUUGGUACAAUCAUGGAAUAAGUGAGGUCUUCUAUGGCACAAACCGUGGCUCCCUCUUGGAUAGUGUCAAUAUUGAAAUAGAUCGUCGAGUAUCACUGUCAACUGGGGUCUAUUCCACCAUAAAAUAUAUUGACUAUACAUGUGGUUCAUCCAAUUCAUCGCCAUGUAAUACAGUGGAAAAUCUCCAACGAAGUUUUCGUGCAGUGACAUUUCCUCUGGACGAACAAAUCAAUACAUACGAUACAUUGAUCGCUCCAUCCAAAGAGUUCACUCCUGAUUCUUGUUUCUACGAUGAAAACAUGACGGAUGUUUGUCCAAAAAGCAACAAAUCUCUUUGCCAGAGAUGUAUGAUCAUCGCCGAAUUUGCACAAACAAGCACCAUAUGCGCCGUUUGUCCUGACGAUCAAACCGUGUACAAUUUCUUUUUAUAUGGAACGCAUUUUCUAGUCACCAAUCAAACUCAACUGGAUUCUAUACUUAUUCGAUGCCAACAGGGCAAGCAAUGCAAUUCAGUAGCGAAUGUUGAGAACAUACGACGAGAUUUAGCCACUCAAUUCGACUAUGAUCAGUUUUUUAAUUCAAAAGCCUCAACUACAAGAUUAUUUUCGAUGAUACUACCUAUGCUAGUGGGUCUCGCAUCGAGACGAUUACUUUAA
Molecule: messenger RNA, 852 nt
Organism: Adineta ricciae
Lineage: Eukaryota; Metazoa; Rotifera; Eurotatoria; Adinetida; Adinetidae
Source: the annotation of a GenBank genome assembly